AUGGAAGCCAUGUCAUUUAAACUCGCCCCUUCUCAUUUUCUGUUAGCAUCUGUACUCUUUGCGAUCUGGUGGAUCUACGUCCGCCUUUCCCCAGCAACAGUUAUGGCAUCUUCAUCAUCGAACCGCACCGACCCCCACAUUCUAGGCAACGCAUAUCGCGACAAAGGCCUAUUAGAUGAGGCCGAACAGAUGUAUACCCAGGCCUUAGCGGAAAGGGAGGCAAGACUAGGACCAGAACACGCCUCAACCAUCGACACCGUCAACAACCUAGGUCGAGAAGAGAAAAAGAUCUCAGGCGCAGAGCACACAGCAACUCUCGACACAGUCAAUAACCUUGCGAUCGUCUACUGUCUACAAGGAAAAGUAAACAAGUCCGAAAAGAUCUUCAUGCGAGUUCUAUCCGGGCGAGAGAAACACCUCGGAGAAAACCACGCGGCAACCAUCGACACGCUCAACAAUCUAGGAAACCUCUACAUUGCACAAAAAGAACUCAAAAAAGGGGAGGAUAUGUAUCUCCAGGUCCUGGCCAGAAAAGAGGCACUGGUCGGAGCAAACGACGACAUCGCAGCUCUCAAUACCGCCAACAAUCUUGGCAAUCUGUAUUAUUCACAGUCGGAACUCGACAAGGCGGAGCAGAUGUACACGCGAGCGCUAGCGGGGAGUGAAAAGACGUUAGGAAAGGGUCAUCCCUCAACCGUGGAAACUCUCAAUAGUCUCGGAAAGCUGCAUAAUGUGCAGAGAAACUUGGGCAUGUCGGAACGGAUGUAUCUGCGGGCGCUGGAUGGGGCUGCGAAGGAUUUGGGUCCGGAUCACCCCUCGACGUCAGAGACGGUUACCAAUCUUAUGGACUUAUAUUGUGCUAAUGGCAGGAUGGACAUGGCUCGACAGUUACAGGAGAGAUGGCUUCGUAUGUGA
This is a messenger RNA of Penicillium manginii, 915 nucleotides long. RefSeq lists its product as uncharacterized. The coding region runs from base 1 to 915 and encodes 304 amino acids. Gene Ontology annotation, molecular function: protein binding. The record is from RefSeq and is a predicted model, not a curated record. Gene Ontology annotation, cellular component: kinesin complex. NCBI's taxonomy places the organism in Eukaryota, Fungi, Ascomycota, Eurotiomycetes, Eurotiales, Aspergillaceae. The transcript has 2 exons.